Messenger RNA from Camponotus floridanus (Florida carpenter ant), 693 nucleotides. It is a transcript of the gene LSm3, whose product is annotated as sm-like protein LSM3A. Gene Ontology annotation, cellular component: Lsm1-7-Pat1 complex; P-body; U6 snRNP. Gene Ontology annotation, molecular function: RNA binding. The record is from RefSeq and is a predicted model, not a curated record. Gene Ontology annotation, biological process: mRNA splicing, via spliceosome; P-body assembly. Bases 172 to 468 code for a protein of 98 amino acids. The transcript has 3 exons. Lineage: Eukaryota; Metazoa; Arthropoda; Insecta; Hymenoptera; Formicidae.
UUGGUAUUUCUACUUGUUUUUUAUACACCCAUGAUAAUAACCGGUAACCUACAAUACGUACAGCAUAUAAUUGACAUUUGAACUUUGCAUAUUAAUUUACAAUUCCCUUGAUGUUGUAGUGCCAAUAUUAAUGUAAGAUAAUUGCGCAACUUUUAUAAAAACAUAUUCACGAUGGUUGAGGAAUCGGAACAGUUGCCGCCAAUUGACGUGAAGGAACCCUUGGACCUCAUAAAAUUGAGCCUGGAGGAGCGGAUUUACGUAAAAAUGAGGAACGAAAGAGAGCUCCGAGGAAAAUUACACGCUUUUGACCAACAUUUGAACAUGGUGCUAGGUGAUGUGGAGGAGAUUAUAAAUAUAGUGGAGAUUGAUGAAGAAACAUACGAGGAAAUCUAUCGUCAGAAAAAAAGGACCAUCCAAAUGUUGUUUGUGCGCGGCGAUGGCGUGAUUCUGGUAUCUCCACCUACAUAAGAUUACUAAAUGCUUGUAUGAUAUCUCUCUCUUGUAAAGUUAUAAAUAUUUCACAUUUAAUAUUUCAUUUAAAGUGAUCUAAUAUAAAAUUUUGCAUUAUUAUUAUCAAAAUGAUUUACAAAUUGAUUGUGAGCGAUGAUUUUUGUUUCAUAAUUACAUGUACAUUAUAAGGUUCUUUAAAUGUGGUCCACUUGGAUGGAUAAUAAAACACACAUAUUCUUGUAA